Syngnathoides biaculeatus (alligator pipefish) is the source of this 1422-nucleotide messenger RNA. RefSeq names its product olfactory receptor 52E2-like. The transcript has 4 exons. Gene Ontology annotation, molecular function: G protein-coupled receptor activity; olfactory receptor activity. The record is from RefSeq and is a predicted model, not a curated record. Bases 283 to 1242 code for a protein of 319 amino acids. Lineage: Eukaryota; Metazoa; Chordata; Actinopteri; Syngnathiformes; Syngnathidae. Gene Ontology annotation, biological process: G protein-coupled receptor signaling pathway. Gene Ontology annotation, cellular component: membrane.
CGCUCAGCCUCCGCGGAUCUCAUUACGAGCCGCUGUCAUGUCAACAAAGUCCCCAAAGUCUAUUUGGACUUUUUGUUGUUCACGGCGUGAACCUGUCCGUCACCGACAGCAGGGUCGAACAUUCGGUGGACACGAUGUCCUCCCGUGAUGAGUCGUGAUAUGAUUUGACCCCAGUUGGUCCUCAGGUCCCUUCGUCGUUGUCCUCUCCUUGCUGCCGGACUUCGACGAUCAGGUUGCACAGUAAGACCAGGACAUCAGCCAGACUUAUUUCAGUUGUGUUUCAUGGUCUUGAAUAGUGAAUCAGAACACCUGGGUUCAUUUCGUCCGAAGACUGCAGUUUCCUGGGCAGUCCGUGUGGUCGGAACAACAGCGACUGCCAAGAUUUCCGUCAUCUUCACGCCGUAUAUGAUUGGAUUUAACAGAGGAUUGUACACCACCACCUGCAACAUCAUGAUCAGACGAACGCUCUUCGGAAGUUCCGACUGCAUCUGCUCCACGACCACGUCGAAGACAGCCAAGGAAGAGAAGCUGAUUAAAACCAUCAGAGUGCUCCUGCGGUCACCCCGAAAAACCGUUCCAAGAAAGGAAAAACCAGAGGAGCCCAGAAGUUCCGACUUCUUGCUGUUGUCGGCCAUGGCUUACGACAGGUACGUGUCCAUCUGCGAGCCCCUGCAAUACGCAAGCACCAUGGGGACCAGCCGGGUCGCCGCCUUCUUGGCCUUGGCCUGGUUCGUGCCCGCCUGCCACGUGUUGGUGGCGACCGUCAUCAGCGCCGAGCAGCGGAUGUGUCACUUUCUGCUCGCGGGGAUCUUUUGUAACAAUUCCAUCCAGAAACUUUUCUGCGCGACGCCGAGGUUCCUCACCGUGUGGGGCUUGCUCGUUCUGACGAAUAUUACUCUCAUCCCUGUGGUGUUUAUCGUCUUCACGUACGUCAAGAUAUUCGCCGUGGCCUACCGCAGCUGCGGAGAAGUCCGGAAAAAAGCGGCGGAGACGUGCCUGCCCCACCUGAUGGUUCUAAUCAGCUUCUCGUGUCUGUGCGGCUUCGACGUCAUCGUAGCGCGACUGGAGUCCGAUCUCUCCAAAACCGUGCGAUUGAUCAUGAGUCUGCAAAUCGUGGUGUACAAUCCUCUGUUCAACCCAAUCUUAUAUGGAGUGAAGAUGAAAGAAAUAUGGAAACACAUCAUGCGACUGCUGCAGCUGUGUGGAAAAUGUGACGUGAAAGUGCAUGCGCUCAAGUCGUAGGCGGCGCUCGAGUACUAUUUUGUUUAUUUCUCGAUGUCCCCGCGACCCCUGUGAGGAUAAGCGGCAAAGAAAAAUGGUUGGAUGGAUAGUUCUCCGUGUGAAAUUGUAAUGAUUUGUCGUUGAUGUUUUAUUUUGUUUGCCUAUCUUUCUUGAAAGCUUCAAGAGUUGAAUAAACAGCAU